UCGUCAGUGCCGGAGAGGCGGCGGCACCGAACACAGCUGCUGCUGCUGCUGAUCUGUGACGAGCACUUCAGUGAGGGUUUAAAGUGCCGUAAGGAGCCUCGGUGUGUGAAUGUGGACUUUGACUGAGGAGUGUGAGUGUUCGGUUUGUGGAUGCGGCCGUCCGGGUCGGUGUCUGCGCCCUGCAGGAUCAGCCUGUCGUAGGGCGCACGGAUUAUUCCGUUUCUUCACCCGUGGAUGAGGAAUAUUUGUCCGGAGAUGCUGCUGGUGGUGCUGCUGCUGGCGGCGACCUUCUCAUUUUUGCCUCCGAGUGGAGCAGCUCCAUCUCAGAGCGCAGAGCAGCUGGACCAGGGGGUGGAUUGGCUGAGCAAGUUUGGCUACCUCCCACCUCCUGACCCAGUGACUGGUCAGCUUCAGACCAAGGAGGCCCUGACCAAAGCCAUCAAAGCCAUGCAGAAGUUUGGAGGGCUGAAGGAGACCGGCAUCUUAGACCAAGCCACUCUAGGCCUGAUGAAAACCCCAAGAUGUUCUCUACCAGACGUGCCUGAGGCCGAAGUGAUUACGGGCCGCAGGAAACGAGGACUGAACUCUCAGAACAAAUGGAAUAAGAGGCAUCUUUCUUGGAGGUAA
Molecule: messenger RNA, 627 nt
Organism: Thalassophryne amazonica
Lineage: Eukaryota; Metazoa; Chordata; Actinopteri; Batrachoidiformes; Batrachoididae
Product: matrix metalloproteinase-17-like
Exons: 3
Coding region: 235-627 (130 amino acids)
Biological process (GO): collagen catabolic process; extracellular matrix organization
Molecular function (GO): metalloendopeptidase activity
Source: RefSeq, a predicted model, not a curated record